Cucurbita pepo subsp. pepo (vegetable marrow) is the source of this 1624-nucleotide messenger RNA. RefSeq lists its product as uncharacterized. The record is from RefSeq and is a predicted model, not a curated record. Gene Ontology annotation, molecular function: flavin adenine dinucleotide binding; tRNA dihydrouridine synthase activity. Gene Ontology annotation, biological process: tRNA processing. Lineage: Eukaryota; Viridiplantae; Streptophyta; Magnoliopsida; Cucurbitales; Cucurbitaceae.
UCGUGCGAAAAUGAAAAAACUAAUUCUAAUCCGUAAGCCCUAAAUACAUGUCUUUUGCUGAGUGUUCGGCGGCGGCGGCGGCGGCGAUGGGCUGCGCAACCAUCGUCAUCGUUAGCUUAUGAGAUCCCCUUCCACUUCUAAUCUCCAUCUCAAAGCCAUAAUCUCUCUCCAUAAGUCUCUCAUGGCUUCCUCUGUCACCCAAACCCUUAAACCAGAUUUCCCUCAAGACCUCGAUGACCUUCUCUGCUCCGAUCCACAGCAACAUCAACAAGAGGAAAGUAAAUCCGAUGACCCAUCACUUCUCUUGGUGUCGCGGAGUGGAUAUUUGAAUGGCGGGUCGCGAAUUGAGCGAGCCUGGGCUCAUUGGUCGAAGCUUGGCCGGCCGAAGUUGAUUGUAGCUCCUAUGGUGGAUAAUUCGGAGCUACCGUUCCGUUUGCUCUGCAGGAAAUAUGGUGCUGAGGCGGCGUAUACGCCUAUGCUGCAUUCACGGAUAUUUACCGAGAACGACAAGUAUAGGAACGUGGAAUUUACCACUUGUCAGGAGGACCGCCCAUUGUUUGUUCAAUUUUGUGCCAAUGAUCCUGAUGUUUUGUUGGAAGCUGCUAGAAGAGUGGAGCCAUAUUGUGAUUACGUCGAUCUUAACCUUGGGUGUCCUCAGCGUAUCGCCAAGCGAGGAAAUUAUGGGGCGUUUUUAAUGGAUAACUUACCUCUUGUAAAAGCAAUAGUAGAGAAGUUGGCUUCCAAUCUUGAGGUUCCUGUAUCAUGCAAAAUCCGAAUCUUCCCAAAUUUACAGGAUACAAUUAACUAUGCAAGAAUGUUAGAGGAUGCUGGUUGCUCUCUUUUAGCUGUUCAUGGCCGCACAAGAGAUGAAAAAGAUGGUAAGAAAUUCCGGGCUAAUUGGAGUGCCAUUACUGCUGUUAAAAAUGCUGUACGAAUUCCAGUUCUUGCCAAUGGGAAUAUAAGGCACAUGGAAGAUGUUUACGACUGUUUGCAAGAGACCGGGGUCGAGGGUGUUCUUUCAGCCGAAACCCUUCUUGAGAAUCCUGCACUUUUUGCUGGGUUUCGAACAGCAGAAUGGAUUGAGGGCUAUGAAGAAAGUACCAGGGAUGGAAACCUGGAUCAAGCCGAUCUGCUGGUGGAUUACUUGAAGCUUUGUGAAAAAUACCCCGUCCCAUGGCGAAUAAUUCGUUCACACGUACACAAGUUGUUGGGAGAUUGGUUCAAGCUUCAUCCACACAUUAGAGAAGACUUCAAUGCUCAAUCCAAGCUCACCUUUGAAUUUCUUUAUAAUAUGGUGGAGCGUUUGAGAGAGUUGCAGGUAAAAAUUCCUCUUUAUAUAAAGGAUUCUUCUCCUGCAUCUGCAAUUUUGGCCAAUGGUUGACUGCUUCACAGAUUGAUUGAUAGGCUUACUGGUCUUAACUUGAAGGAUUCUUUGCGAAAACUAGAUUCAUUCUGUUGUUGUACCACUAAUAUUCACACAAAAUUAUCAUUCUUGUAGCCUUAAUUGCACAAGGAAGAUAAGAUUCUGUAUUUAUUGUUCAAAUUGUAGCCUUAAUUGAUUAGAUUAAGGACGAUAUAGAGAUUGAACAGCUACAUUUUUGGCUAUGCUCAUUUAUUCUUGUUA